Messenger RNA from Poecilia reticulata (guppy), 2638 nucleotides. The record is from RefSeq and is a predicted model, not a curated record. Lineage: Eukaryota; Metazoa; Chordata; Actinopteri; Cyprinodontiformes; Poeciliidae.
UUCAGUAGGCAGGAUUCAAUUUUUCAUAACAUGCAGAUUUCAAAAAUCAUCAGUAGUAUCGAAAUAUGUCUUAUUCGCACAUUUUAUAUCCCAUUUAAACUUUUUUUUUAGACAAAUGCAAGAAGCAGUUUAGAGGUUUUAAAGGAUCAUGCAAAAUGACUGCAAAGUGUUGGAUUUAUCUGCUGCUCCUUGGUCUGUGCUGCCAUCUGGAGAUCCAACCUGCUGCCUGUAAACCUCACUGGACAGCGCAGUUUCUCUGUGAUGUGACAACCUCCAAUUCCUCUGAGGUCCGAUUUGACUGCAGUGGCCGCGCCCUAGAAUGGGUACCUAGUGGGAUAACCAGUAAUGUUACUGCUCUUGAUUUAUCAAAAAAUGACCUGAAGACCAUUAAGGCUCAUGCAUUUUCCAACCUGCUGAAUCUGACUUCUCUCAAUCUCAACUUGGCAAACAUGUACAAGAAAGUGGUCUUCAAGGCAAGCCUUAGAAACCUAACAAAACUGCAAGAUUUGAAAAUGAGUGGCAAUGGCCUCGAAGAAAUCCCAAGCUACCUACCUGCCAGUUUGGAAAUCCUUGAGCUGAGCAGCAACAACAUUACAAAUAUGAAUCAAACGAGCUUUGCCAGCUUACGAAACCUGACGCAACUGUGGUUAUCCAAGAACUGUUACUACUGGAAUCCGUGUGGCAAACCUGUGAAAAUCCAAAAUAACACUUUUACCCACAUGACCAAAUUGAAAAAUAUGGAUUUGUCUUAUAACAACUUAAGUAAUGUUCCCAAAGGACUACCCCAGUCUUUAGAAGUGCUUAAUGUGAGUUGCAACAAAAUACAGUUCAUAUUUAGGGAGGAUUUAUCUGGCUUGAAUAAUUUAAAACUUCUUAAGAUACAAGGGAACUGCCCCAGAUGUGAAAAUGCGCCAUUUCCCUGUGUGCCUUGCCCUAAUGGUUCCCUUGGAAUUGACCCUGAUGCAUUUGAAAAUCUGUCUGAACUUGAGGAAAUCAAUAUGGGGGGAAACUCCCUAGAGUAUCUGAAUCCAUCGUGGUUUAAGAACCUGAGGAAGCUUAAACAUCUUCUCCUUUCAUUUAACUUUUUGCUCAGAGAAGUCACUGGAAGGGCUGAAUUUCUGCGAUACCUCCCAAGGCUUGAAGUGCUUGAAUUUUCUUUCAACUACGCUUUAAAAAGUUAUCCUAACACAAUUAAUCUUUCAACUGAGUUUUCAAAUCUUAAGUCAUUACGAACUUUGCAUAUGGAGGGUUUGGUCUUCCAGAAUAUUCAACCGGAUACGCUCAAGCCUCUCUAUGAAAUUCGAAAUCUAUCUGCUUUGAAUUUGGGGACUAACUUUAUUAUUCAGGCUGAUUCCACUGUUUUCAACAAAUUUCAUCCAUUGAAAAUGAUUUAUUUGGCAGAAAACAGGCUGUAUCCCACUCCACAGAGACAGCUUUCAAAUUCAGUAGGGAGAUAUGUUCAAAGGUCAGACAUCUCUGUUUCUUCAUAUUUUAAACUUCCUCCAAAAGACUUCACCUUUGAAUUAACCCAUGGCCUUAUAAAGCAACAGUGCUUUGACUCUGGACGGGUUCUUGUCCUCAGUUCAAAUAACUUGUUCUUCAUCUCACAAAAACAAUUUGAAGGUUAUGGAGAUAUUGCAUGUCUGAAUCUAUCCAGCAAUGGAUUCUCUGCUGCACCAAAUGGCACAGAGUUCUCAUUACUGCCUAAUUUGACCUACUUGGACCUGUCCUUCAAGGGCUACGUUAAGACUGGGGUGUUCAGACUGGCAAUGUAUCUGGCCCACCAGAGACUGCUGGAUGAAAAUGUGGAUGUGAUUGUUCUCCUGAUGCUUGAACCUGUCUUGCAACAUUCUCACUUCCUGCGCCUCAGGAGGAGGCUUUGUGAGAAAAGUGUUGUGGAGUGGCCCAGAACUGCAGCUGCUGAGCCCUGGUUCUGGCAGAACUUGAGAAGUGUUGUAAAAGUGGAUAAUCAAAUUAUGUACAGCAAAACUUAUAAAAAGUUUUUCAGCAGCAAGUAGGGAUAAAGAUAAUAAUUCUUGAGAAUAACCUAGUAAUUGUUUAAGCAUAUUAAACAUGUCAUUAUUUGGUAUAUAUGUCAUUGUGACUGUGAUACUUAGCAACUUUGAUCCUGCACUUUUGAAGUAAUAAAGUGGAGAUAGUAUUGUACAUGACCAUGUUUGCAUGUGUAAGUUAAAGAGGGUGGCUGUCAAAGGCAAUAAGUAUUUCAUAUCAAGAAAUAAACAAACACGUAAUCACUGACCGAGUUUACUUCUCGUUAAAAGUGACCUAAAAUUGUCUGUGUAUAUUUAGUUUUUCCAUUGUUCCUGUUCUUCAGACUGUCAUGAUAUGAAGACAAUUUAAGAUGUUACUUUGGCUCAUCAAACAGACCCACAUAUUUCAAUUUAAUUAACUAUUUUUAAUUUUUACAGGACAAAUUCACAACACUUGUUAUUAUUAGACACUUUAGAAAUACAAAUAGUCCUAGUUAUCAAACCACGCCGUCAAAUUCUUUUCAUUUUUGAAAUGGGACGUUUUCUGUUCUAGGAAAUCAAGAAUUGUAUUAAGUCAUUGACAUGCAAAAUAUCAGACUGGGGUUAUUAGGUUUGCCAUCAUCGUGAGUGUUUCAGGGUUGAGUUGU